Messenger RNA from Fusarium verticillioides 7600, 970 nucleotides. RefSeq lists its product as hypothetical. NCBI's taxonomy places the organism in Eukaryota, Fungi, Ascomycota, Sordariomycetes, Hypocreales, Nectriaceae. The transcript has 3 exons. The record is from RefSeq and is a predicted model, not a curated record. The coding region runs from base 517 to 939 and encodes 140 amino acids.
CUCAUAAUCACUAAUUCUUGUUCGACACUCACUUAUUUGUCCACAUAUACAGCCCCCAUUGGCCAUUGGGCGGAGAAUAUAGCAUGCAAAGCGUCGAUCAAGCUCGUAUCCGUCUGUGCUAAGCCCAAGUUUCAGAUACAGUGCAGCAACGUUGCCUUGGAAUUUCAACGGUCAACGCCAAAGAAGAUUCUGGCGCAGCCACAAAGAAUGUUCAACUCGUAGCAAGAAGCGUGAUCGGCAUUUGGAAAUUGAUUGAGGCGAGCUAUGACGGAUGCCAUGUCAUGUCCAUGAGCUGUAAAUAGAUCUUGGCCGUGGACGGAGAUGCAAGGGUUCCUGUUGUUUGUAUCCAUUCACGUUGGACACGCAUGAAUAAUAUGAUAUUAGAGUUGAGUGUUGUAUAUGUAUAUAAAGGAUCACCGACUCUUCAACUGAAUCCUUCCUGUUCUCCUGCACUCAGCUCAACUCCAUCCUAUACACACAACCACUUCAACUACACACCUCUUUACAACCUUCAUUAUGCGUUUCUCUAUCGCCGCCGCUUCCACCGCUCUCCUCGCUCUCGCCGAGGCCCGCAUCACCGGUAUCAAGGUCCCCAAGGAGAUCGCAGUCGGUGAGCCCUUCGAGGCCAUCAUCGUUCGCGAGAACUACAUCCAGAGCGUCUUCGAUUCCUCCAUCGUCUUUGGCUAUGCUCCUGAGGCUCAAUACCCUGGCACCAUCGGCCAGAUCGCCGAUUCCUUCGCCCUCGGAAAGGCCGAGUCUAAUAAGGUCGAGCCUCUGAAGAAGAAACUCACCAUCCCCGAGGGCACGAAGGGUCAGGGCCUCAUCACCGCUGCUCUUUUCAGCAUCUACGGUGCUUCUGGAAGCCCUACCAUUAGCGAGUACAAUGUCACCGUCACUUUCGGUGACAAGACUAGCGACGAGUAUGUUAGCUCAUCGUGAGUUGUUAGAGUUUGAUUGCCUAUGUCAGGGG